Molecule: messenger RNA, 3833 nt
Organism: Cydia pomonella (codling moth)
Lineage: Eukaryota; Metazoa; Arthropoda; Insecta; Lepidoptera; Tortricidae
Product: kielin/chordin-like protein
Exons: 13
Coding region: 98-1564 (488 amino acids)
Molecular function (GO): peptidase inhibitor activity
Source: RefSeq, a predicted model, not a curated record
GGUUGGGCGAGUAUAUGAGACGCGGCGCGGCGAGAUCGGCAGUUGUUUGUGGCUUGCGCGCACGGUCGGUCGCGGGUGUAUAGUACAGGAUACAGUGAUGAAGUGGUUAGUUCUGUCGUGUUUUCUACUGUGGGCGAGGCAUGGGGAAGGGGGUGCGCUGAAAUGUUUACCAGAAGACGAUGCGUGCUCUUCGCAACUAUCACAACAAGUAGAACAACAAGAAAUGGAUAUCCGACGGCCGACUUCAAGCGACGCGCCUGCUGAGUGCCUGUCUGGCAGCGAAUGGGACAGCAACUGCCACAGCUGCCGCUGCGUGGCAGGGGAGGCGCAGUGCGUGCGGCAGUCCGGGUGCCAUUCUAUCGAGGAGCCGAUCCGCUGCAAACCUAACACCACGUUCGAGCGCGACUGCAACACGUGUCGCUGCUUGGAGAACGGACUGGGAAUUUGCACUAUCAUGGAAUGUGCGAGUGUUACUACAGAAGCAGCACCAUCGAAGCCGAUUAUACCUAAGGGCGUAGACUGCGCCCCGGGCACCACUUGGCAGAGCCAAUGUAACGAGUGCGUCUGCUCACCAGAGGGCCGGCGGUACUGCACGGACAAGGCUUGCCCUGGACAGGAGACAGAACCUCUCCUGCGCUGCGCGCCGCAGAGCCAGUGGAAGAACGACUGCAACAUGUGCUGGUGCAACUCCGGCCGCGCCAUGUGCACAAAGAUGGGCUGCAUGGGCAUUCCUAGUGAGAUGCAUUUCGACGACAGAAAAGGUGCUGAGACAGUAGAAAUCCCGGAACCGGCCACUAAAUCCGCAAAAAACGUCACAAAAAAAGUUUGCGUGGAGAACCGAAUGUUCAUAAUGAACUGUAACACCUGCUGGUGCAACGAGGAUGGAACCAGUUACUUCUGCACGCGCAAAGUGUGCUUGCCUGCAGAUGAGCCGGUGGUUGAAGAGGGAACUGAGUUUCUCCCUCAGCAGAAACUCCGGACCAUAAAGAAAGAAUGCCGUCCAGGUGAAGUCUUCGAGAUCGACUGUAACAUGUGUCACUGCAACCCUGAUGGGAAGUCGUUCUCUUGCACACGUCGGGCUUGCUUCGAGGAGGACAAGAACCAGACACUAAUCAGAAAGACCAGAGCAACUCCGCAGGAGCCGCCAAAGAACUGCCAACCGGGCCAGGAGUUCCGCAUGGACUGCAACAAGUGUCUGUGCGACAACGAGGGGCAGAACUUCUCCUGCACCCGUAUCGACUGUACGGCGCUCAACAACAACAACAACAAUGGCAAUAGGAGAAAGAGAGACGUGUCGCAGAAAGUGUCAGCGGACUGCGUGCCGGGCAGCGUGUUCGAGCAGGGCUGCAACGUGUGCCGCUGCACCGAGGACGGCGGCCACGCCACCUGCACGCUGAAACGUUGUCAGAGCAAGGAGAACUCCACGCUUACCGCGACCGAGUCAAGCUUCCGCUGUAACCCCGGUGAGCAGUUCAAGCAGUCCUGCAACGACUGCAGCUGCUCCGCCGACGGCAAGAGCGUGUUCUGCACGCUGCUCGUCUGCGACGACGAGCUCUCGCCCUAAUAGUAUUACUGUGCGUACGCCCUUUGAACGCCAACGACGUCAUAUCACGACAUCUGACGCCAUGAGCAUUUUUAUUCCGAUGACGUCAAUUUACUGAAAUAAAUGACUGGACAGAGUGUUUCUAAUUCAAAUCAAAUAUAAGGACAUUUUAUUUACAAUAUACAUAAUGGAUAUAUACAGAGAAUUACUAUAACUAGCUUUAAUCUAAAAUAGGCCCUUGAGGCAUUGUACCAAGCGGCGGCAUUUCCUCGUUGUAUCACAAUGCUGGUGCGAGGAAGCCGUCAGCUCUUCGGUCACCAGUUACUACAACCAUACGCUUCGUGAAUCAAAUGAAAUCACUUUUAGCGUGAAUAUGGCGUUUGGCGUUCAGAGGGUUAAUUUAGCUACACCGAAUUCCUAUACAUGUCGAUUUCCAGAAAAUAUGUAGAAAUAAAACAAGAAAUGAUCGAUUUAUAUUGUGCCAAUGCAACUAAUAAAAAUAGGCUUUCCCAUCCAUGUACAGUACAGAACGUGGUAAAAUUUCCAUUAAUUUACAGCCCAUAAGUAUAGUGUAUCUUAGCACACCGAUUGCUAUUGUUAUAAUUAUGCGUUUGGAAAACAAUUGAAUACACAAGGUAAAUAAAAUUGUGUUUUAAUUAUUUAACAUUUAUUUCGAACAUGUCAAUUCACAUCUCUUUAACCGUUUGACCGCCAAAGACGUUAUGGAAACACCAAGACGUCAUUUGACGUCAAUUUAUUUGCGCUUUUGCGAUUAAAAGUUUAAAGCUGGCUAUGUUAAAUAAUGAAAAGGAUAUUUUUGUAAAUAAACCUUUUUAUCCACGCCGUAGGAAACUCGUUAAUAUUAUUCAUAACACCAAUGUUUCUACAUACAUAUAUAUUAACUAGUAAGUACUUAUCUAAUAAAGGUACGUCUGACACUGCAGCUUGUUAGUUUACAUUUGUUUUGUUUUAAUUUAACUAUUGUAAUUGAACUGUGUUACACAGAUAAGUAGUGAUUUAUAAGUGAUUUUAGAAGUUAUUUCUGAAAUAUUUACUACAUAGUCAGAAUGUCUAUAGAAUCGGUGUUUCGGAAACCAACUUAAGUCAGUAUUAAUGAUUAAAUUGACGUCCUUCGUUUUGUAAUAACCGAUUCUGUUAAUGUGUGCAUGUAUAACUAUUUUCAUUAAUGUGAUUAUAUAACAUUAAAUUAGAUAUGUAAAAACUUGUACAACUAUCCAGUUUUUUAAAGAUUGAGUUAAUAUUUGAAACGCCAAUAUUAACCGCUAGUUUAAAUAAUUAUUCAAAAAUGUCACUCAUACUUCAAACUUUGAACAGAAUAACCUUGCUCAAAAGCAUGGAGGUUAAGUUAAUAGCGGACACCUUAACUUACUUUUGUAUCACUUUUGUUAUAGAUAAUCACGAAAAGUUAACGCGUGUAGACGCAUGUUAACUGCUUACGUGUGUAUACUUUCUAGUUGUGAGUGGGUGACAUUUUUAAAUAUGUCGGUGGUUGAAAGAUUUUUUCUGUACGUUCAUUACUCAGUAGUAAAACGUUAUGUAAAGGCCUGGAUUGAGAAUAAAGACAAAAUACAUUGAGCUUAAAAAACAUUUAUCUUAAUACACACUAUGUCUUACUCUCGGGAUGGGAAAAUUAGUUAAAAAACUCGAAAUAAUAUACUGAAUAAAUGUGUUUUUAUUUUUUUAUUUAAUUAAUUAAAAAAUAAUAGUUAAUGAUACAGUAUCGUUAGUAUCACUACACCUAGGAGCGCCCUCAGCAGUGAGAAUUUUAUAAUUUAAUAUUUUUUCCGCCAGACGUUAUAUCACGUCUACGGCAAAUCACGGUUCAAACUAUUAUUUCAUUCAAUAAUAACUCUCGUCAAAUAAUACCAAGCAUGCUCUGGUUCUGUAAUAUCUACUAUUUUAAAUGAGUUACUGUGUAUUAAACCAAGAGUCUCCAAACUACGGUCCGCGGGUCGAAAAUGGCCCAUACCAUAUCGCACGAAUAUACAAAAUCGAUAGGGAGGCAGAUGACGAAAUUUAGAUGUUCCCGUGCUUCCAUUAAAAGUGGAGGCCUGGCUGCGACCCACGCUCAAAAAGUUUGGGGACCCCUGAUAUAAACCUAUUGUCUUUGUGUCCAUUAAUUCGAUAUCCAUGGUCUUAUAAAAGGUAGUGAUCAAAUUCGUUUUAUAAGCGGCUGACUUCGUACAAUUCGUACCCAAUAUGUAUUAGAAUAAUUAAUUACAUAAUACUUAAGUUUUGAAUUGCUAGGAAAUAAAAGUUUUCAAUUCAC